Mangifera indica (mango) is the source of this 3095-nucleotide messenger RNA. Its product is annotated as probable serine/threonine-protein kinase cdc7. The coding region runs from base 58 to 2859 and encodes 933 amino acids. NCBI's taxonomy places the organism in Eukaryota, Viridiplantae, Streptophyta, Magnoliopsida, Sapindales, Anacardiaceae. The record is from RefSeq and is a predicted model, not a curated record. Gene Ontology annotation, cellular component: nucleus. Gene Ontology annotation, biological process: mitotic DNA damage checkpoint signaling; protein phosphorylation. The transcript has 15 exons. Gene Ontology annotation, molecular function: protein serine/threonine kinase activity; ATP binding.
CUCCAAACUUGUUUUAUUUUCCAACCCUAGCCCUUCUCGCUCUGUACUCCACUCCUGAUGCUAAAUCACCAACUCACCACCGAGUCAUCAUCGGAAAAGGCAUGGCACGUCCUGGCUCUCCUACUCUCCCUUGGCCGACCGGCCCCGCUUGCAGAAAUCUCUUCCCGAUGCACGCUCUUCCACGCAACUCCCGACCUUAUCCACUCACUCUGUCAAAUUCCUUACUCUCCCAUUUCACUUACGAAGGAUUUCUCUGUCACUCCCUCUGUAUCCGCCUUCAUGUCUUUCACCGAAUUCGUUGCCAAAAAUAUUGUUCUUCUAGAUUCGCUCAAGCAUCGGAUUCUCUAUGGGUCCUGCUCCGACAACUUCUUGCACGUGCUUUAUAGGAAGCGAAAACGAUAUCCAUUUGACGAUUCUGAUGACAGUGAAGUAUUUUUUCCUAAGAGAAUUCGAAAUACUUCUGCUAAGGUAUUUCAUCAAAUAACUGAUGGUGCCAGCGGGAGCAUACCAAGUGGCAUGUCAAUCAUGUUAAAUCAAGUGAUGCCUGAGUCUCCCUUAUUUUUUAAACUCAGUUCUGAGCAGUUAAGUUUAAAGCUUAAGGAAGUUGGAAAAGUCGAGGGUGAAGCAGAUAAGAAUAUAUGUGCACAAAGGAUAGUGCCAAAAAGGUUAAUGAUUAGUGGGUCUAACUUGGAAUUGGAUCUUCCAAGUAAAUCGUUUUGUGAUAGGCAUUUGCAUCAAAGCAUAAGUGUUAGUGCUCUGUAUUGUCCAGAAGAUGCCAGUAAAGCUGCAAGUAUUGCAGCAAUUGAAUGUGAAAGAAGUACUGAAGGCAAGGAGGAAAAACAUUUAGUUGAGUUAGAUAGUCUGAAAAGAAAAGAAACAGUCUACCUGGAGUUAGAUACUGCUCUGAUUGAUAUCCCUCUUGAUAAAGAAUCCAAUGAAACUAAUAGUUUGAUUUCUGGUGGUACUGAGCUAAAUUUGGAUAAGGAUCCAAUUGCUGUGAAUGUGAAUGACAGGGCUAUCCCAUCAGCAACAAAGCUUCCUGUUGCCAAUAAGUUGUUGAGGAUACCCUUGUCCAAGAUUCACAGGGUUGAAAUUAAUUCAAAACAACAGGCUCUCAACAAGUCCUUAGGGCGACCUAAGGCUUUAAACACUCCCAAAGAUCAGCUCCACUGUAAAAGAGAUUUGGUGUCAGUUGGUGUUGGCCUGAAGGCAACACAGAAUCAAAAUGGCAUACAUAUUAAAGAUCACAAGGGUAACCCCACCUCUCUUUCUUCGAAGGAUCAGGCAAAGCCAAAAGUACUGCCUAACUUUGAAUCAUUUAUUGUAGAAGAGGAAGAAGGUUCAGGUGGCUACGGCACAGUUUACAGAGCACGGAGGAAGAGUGAUGGAACUAUAGUUGCUAUUAAAUGCCCUCAUGCAAGCGCCAAUAAACACCAUGUUAACAAUGAAUUGAGAAUGCUGGAGCGGUUUGGGGGGAAAAAUUUUAUAAUUAAAUAUCAGGGCUGUUUUAAGAGUGGAGAUUCAGAUUGCUUUGUUCUAGAGCAUGUUAAGCAUGACAGACCUGAGGUUCUGAAAAAGGAGAUAGAUAUAUCUGAGAUACAGUGGUAUGGCUACUGUAUGUUCCGAGCACUUGCAAGUUUACAUAAGCAGGGAAUAGUUCACAGAGAUGUUAAGCCUGGCAAUUUCCUUUUCUCUCGUAAGGCAAUUAAAGGUUAUCUUAUUGAUUUCAAUCUUGCAUUGGAUCUGUAUCAUAAGUAUGGAAUUAUAAACAAAUCAAAGGUGGGGUAUGAUGUAAGCUUAAAUCAUGUUACUCUUCCUAGUGUCAAAUACAUGCCUCCUGUUAAUAGUAGGAAGGUUCCAAGUGCAAAACCUUUGGCUGCAGUCAAACAAGAGGCAACCAAGGGCUCCAAUUCUACUUUAGCACAUAAAAAUUUGAAGAGAAAGUCUGCAGGACAAACAAAAGCCUGUAACGACCUGGGUAGUUGGAGCGUGAUCAACAGUCAAGGUGCAGAUGGCUCAGGGGUAACCUCUGUUAAAGAUGUGAAUAGCACUAAGACUCCAUCUGCGGAAAGGUUGAGAGAACCUUUGCCAUGCCAUGGUAGGAAGGAGCUCAUCAGCCUACUAAAGCAAGCAAUACAGAGUCCGAAUGAUCAAGCAUCACAUUUUCCAGCUCCUAAGAGAAAGCGGGUUGCUGCCCUUCCUGGAAAACCAGAUAGAGAGCUUGUAUAUCUUACUCCAAUGCCUCUGCACUCAAGUGGAAUUGCUGUUGCUGGAGCUGGCUUGAGGAAUAAAGGAAAUGAUAAGAACAAGAAAGAAGGUCCUUGUGCUGGAACGAAAGGAUUUCGAGCUCCAGAGGUCUUGUUUAGAUCUCAACAUCAAGGCCCCAAAGUUGAUAUCUGGUCCGCCGGGGUCACCUUACUCUACCUAAUGAUUGGAAGAGCACCGUUUGUCGGCGAUCCUGAACAGAACAUAAAGGAUAUUGUAAAAUUGAAGGGUAGUGAAGAUCUGUGGGAAGUUGCUAAAUUACACAACCGAGAAUCGUCAUUCCCUGAGGACCUCUAUGAUACAGAGUCUUUGGCACCAAUGAACCUACGAGACUGGUGUGAAAUGAACACAAAGAGAAGAGACUUUCUUAAAGUAAUCCCAAGUUCACUUUUUGAUUUAGUGGACAAGUGCUUGGCGGUGAACCCAAGAUUGAGGCUGAGUGCAGAAGAUGCUCUCAAACACGAGUUCUUUGCUCCAUGUCACGAAAGCCUGAAGAAGCACAAGUUGCUGAGGCAGGGGCUCGCCCCUGACAACACAACUACCCAUGAAUCACAAAAACAAAUCGUUGCAGGGCCUGUGAAGUCUUCUCGAUAGCUAGUAUUUCGACCUGUAUUAACUUUCAGAAACUUGAAUCCAUAGUUAUUGCUAACUCUUUGCUUGCAGCUGUUGUGGUUGUUGCAUUGCCCAUUCACAAUUGCUGUGAAGGUAUGAGGCAGCCAGACUAGCUAGCUUGCAUUUCUUGUUUCUAUUAUUAAAAUCCCUUUGUAAAGUUCUUACUGUAGAAAUUGCAAGUAUUCAAAUAGGUGAAUAAAAACCAAAGUUUGUGCUUA